AAAAAAAAAAGCUCAGAGAAAGGAUAUAUACAUGAAGAUAAUGAUCAAAAUAAAAAUGUUAAAGAAUUAAUAGAUGGUGAAAACAAAUUAAAUGACAUAUUAAAUAUGAACUUGACAGAAUCGGAAAAAGCGUACCAUUUAGUUUUAAAAAAAAGAGAAAAACAAAGAAUUGAAAGUAUUCUAAAGGAAAGUUAUCGUGAUCGUUUACAAAAAUUUAAUGAUAAUUUGGCUUCCUUAAGUGAGCAUUUUGACAUACCAAAGGUAGGACCAGGAUAA
Messenger RNA from Plasmodium reichenowi, 276 nucleotides. Its product is annotated as conserved protein, unknown function. The record is from RefSeq and is a predicted model, not a curated record. Gene Ontology annotation, cellular component: nucleolus. The transcript has a single exon. Lineage: Eukaryota; Apicomplexa; Aconoidasida; Haemosporida; Plasmodiidae. The annotation marks the transcript as partial.